Messenger RNA from Cyclopterus lumpus (lumpfish), 3384 nucleotides. RefSeq names its product mitogen-activated protein kinase kinase kinase 7 (gene map3k7). The record is from RefSeq and is a predicted model, not a curated record. Gene Ontology annotation, molecular function: MAP kinase kinase kinase activity; ATP binding; magnesium ion binding. The transcript has 18 exons. Bases 363 to 2162 code for a protein of 599 amino acids. Gene Ontology annotation, biological process: protein phosphorylation; JNK cascade; positive regulation of canonical NF-kappaB signal transduction. Lineage: Eukaryota; Metazoa; Chordata; Actinopteri; Perciformes; Cyclopteridae.
CAAUUGCAGUGCGCACACACUUCCUGAUGGAGCUGCUCCUGCGAAGAAUAAAAAUACACUCCUAGCAAGCCAAGCUAGACGAGUUGUGAAAAAAAAAAAAAAGUUAUGUCUGGCUGUCAAGUGGAUAGAGAAAGACUAUUUCUAAAAAUGGACGAUGUCCCUCGGUUUUCUGUCCAUUAAUAGCAGAAAACGUCCCCCAUGUCCAGAGAGCCACCGGCGCUGGCGACAAGACAACUGCGAAAGGGUUGGAUUGUUGGAGCUAACUAAGUCCCGGUAGCUAGCUAGCGUUAGCAACCAGGCUAGCCAGCUAACGCAAACUGGCUAGCCAAUAUACUUAAGCUGCUCGCUGACGUUAGCUAGGAAUGUCUCUGACGUUACCGUCCGCCGAUAUACUUGAAACACCUCCUGGAUAUCCAUUCGAAGAAAUCAACUAUGAGGAUAUUGAAGUCGAGGAGGUGGUGGGGAGAGGAGCUUUUGGAGUUGUUUGCAAAGCCAAAUGGAAAGGCAACGAUGUGGCAAUCAAGACCAUUGAGAGUGAAUCGGAGAGGAAAGCCUUUAUUGUCGAGCUCCGGCAGCUCUCCCGCGUGAACCACCCCAACAUUGUGAAGUUGUACGGCUCUUGCAAUAAUCCAGUCUGCCUUGUGAUGGAAUAUGCCGAGGGCGGGUCACUGUACAAUGUGCUGCAUGGUGCUGAACCCCUCCCCUAUUACACUGCUUCCCAUGCCAUGAGCUGGUGUUUUCAGUGUUCCCAGGGCGUGGCCUAUCUCCAUGGCAUGAAACCAAAGGCUCUCAUUCACAGGGACCUCAAGCCACCCAAUCUUCUUCUCGUGGCAGGCGGCACUGUGCUGAAGAUAUGUGACUUUGGAACAGCGUGCGACAUUCAGACCCACAUGACCAACAACAAAGGAAGUGCAGCAUGGAUGGCCCCAGAGGUAUUUGAAGGAAGCAAUUACAGCGAGAAGUGCGACGUGUUCAGCUGGGGGAUCAUUCUCUGGGAGGUGAUCACUCGAAGGAAGCCCUUUGAUGAGAUCGGAGGACCAGCCUUUCGCAUUAUGUGGGCUGUGCACAACGGCACAAGACCUCCUUUAAUCAAAAACUUGCCCAAGCCCAUUGAGAGUCUGAUGACUCGCUGCUGGUCUAAAGACCCGUCUCAGCGACCUUCCACAGAGGAGAUUGUAAAGAUCAUGACUCAUCUAAUGAAGUACUUCCCAGGAUAUGAUGAACCCCUGCAAUAUCCAUACCAGUAUUCAGAUGAUGGACAGAGCAACUCUGCAACUAGCACAGGUUCGUAUGUGGACUACACGAGCACAAGCAGCAAAAGUGACGCAAACAUGGAGCACAGUGACUCUCAAGGGAGCAACGACACAAUCAAGAUCCCGCCUCAGUUCGCUCCCUACUUCAAGCCCAAGGCAGACCCAUUGAGGACUCUGACUCUGUCCAGGGGGGGUAGCGUCGAGAGUCUGCCCGCACGAUCGCAGUGCCUGGCGUCGUCGGAGAGCAAAAGAAUGAGUGCCGACUUGUCGGAGCUGGAGCCCAAGAUGCCAUUCACGCCCGCAGCACGUCCCCAGUUUAAACGAGGCCACCGUAAAACAGCGUCGUACGGCACCAUUCUGGAUGUCCCCAAGAUCGUCGUCACAGCCACAUGCGACCCUCAGAGACGUCGGUCCGUGCAGGACCUGCCUGGCAUCUGCACAGAGUCCAGCCAGGGGAGCAGGAGCAGCAGCCGGUCCUCCAGUCCGAGCCUGAGGAUGAUGCCCGAUAAGACGAGCAGCAGAGGUUACUUCUCCCCCGACGACCCCACAGACACUAACGGCUCGGACAACUCCAUUCCCAUGGCUUAUCUCACCCUGGAUCACCAGCUGCAGCCUCUCGCUCCCUGUCCCAACUCCAAAGAGUCCAUGGCCGUGUUUGAGCAGCACUGCAAGAUGGCCCAAGAAUACCUGAAGGUGCAGACGGAGAUCGCCCUGCUGAUCCAGAGAAAGAAGGAGCUCAUCGCCGAACUGGACCAAGACGAGAAGGACCAGCAGAACACGUCCCGUCUGGUGCAGGAGCACAAAAAGCUGCUGGAGGAGAACAAGAGUCUGUCCACGUACUACCAGAAGUGCAAAAAGCAGUUAGACCUGAUCCGGGUCCAGCAACAGAAGAGACAGGGCACGUCGUGAUGAGACGGAGACAUCUGCUGAACUGCUACCAAUCCGCCCCCACCCCCCCUCCCCCUUUAGUUCUUUACGGCGGGCCGACGAGUGCGGGGUCGUGUGUUUCUACAUGCUUGCUCUCAGGGCCCUCUAGGCUGCCGGGCCACACCCUCCUUUCAGAAUGUGAAAAGGUUUUCUUUUUCUUUUUCUGAAAAAAAACAAGCAAACAAAGUCAAUCAUAUGCAAGAAUCUUUCGAGAUCGAUGAGGACGUUCAGAACCUGCUCUACAGCGCGUGUGCGUGGAAUCCCUGUUAUGCAAACACACACACACACACACGCCCUUAAAUCAACGUAUUGAUUUACGUCUCCCCUUUUCUAUAAUUGUGAGCAUGAGCCCGUGUCGGACGCUGCAGACAAGGGAAUAGCUUGAGGGAAGGGGAUUUGGGGGGGGGGGGGGUUUGAAACCUGGAUGCAGCGUUAAUCUGCUCCUCAUGCUCUUCAAACUAAACACACACCAAGCUUCCCGACACACACGGGGAGCUGCGGACUCCUUCCCCUUUUUAUUUGGACUUCCGUAUUGUUUUUUUUUGCGUGUCGAUGUUUCUUUUCUUUUUCUUUUGUCUUUUCUAUUCGGUAGUUCACUUUGUACGAUAGCUCUUGUGUCAUUUCUGUUUUAUCUGGUCUGGGAAUGCCCUUGCGGACAAAAAUAGAGGGGCCUAUACCUCCCUAUACAGUAUCGAGUUUGUUUUUAGUUCACAUGUUGCCUUAGAAGUUGCCUGCAUUUUAAGUGCUUGUUUUAUGUGACAUUUAUUGGGGAUGAAACAAAAAAUCUAUUUUUAAUGUAAUGAUAAGUGAAUGGAAUUCUCCCCGGAGGUGAGCGAGAAGGAUCUCAAUACGCUGAUCAUGUAAAUGUCUCCCAGCAGCUUUACAUCCAAAAUGUACUCUAAAAGAAAAAAAAGGAAUGUGAUUUAGUUUUGUUUCAUAACCCUCAAGUACUUUUGCACAAUCACUUUUGUUUUGUCUGGUCAUGUACAAAUGUUAUCUCUCAUUUAAGCAAUUCUGAUUUUAAAAGGGCAAGACUUGACGAGUCUUACUUUUUAAAGUUCCUGUACAGGAGUGACUUCACCGGAUCUCCCUCGUGAGGUUUAAUUUACCACGCGCACAGCACACUGGUCACGGAGUCAGUGGGAGCCGAGCUACAGUAUACGACAGUGAGCAAGGCAUUAUGAAAUAAACUGAAUGCACCGUU